This is a messenger RNA of Drechmeria coniospora, 2436 nucleotides long. RefSeq names its product DNA replication licensing factor mcm7. Gene Ontology annotation, biological process: DNA replication; DNA strand elongation involved in DNA replication; DNA replication initiation. Gene Ontology annotation, molecular function: single-stranded DNA binding; ATP hydrolysis activity; ATP binding. Bases 1 to 2436 code for a protein of 811 amino acids. Gene Ontology annotation, cellular component: MCM complex; nucleus. Lineage: Eukaryota; Fungi; Ascomycota; Sordariomycetes; Hypocreales; Ophiocordycipitaceae. The record is from RefSeq and is a predicted model, not a curated record. The transcript is spliced from 5 exons.
AUGGCGCUCCUCGAGUUCAAGGCUCCGGUGAACUAUGAAACCCAGCAAGGGGCGUUUGAAGAGUUUCUCACCGGAUUCAAGACCUCUCCCGAGCACACAAUCGCCACUGCCAUCGGCGACAUCACCAUCGAUGAAGACGAUCUCAGUGAUGGAUAUGGCUCGAAUGACGAGAGCGAGGAGACGAGUCGUCGACGGCAGCAGGAAAAGGAGCGUCGACGGUCGCCCCACCACAAGUACAAGGACACGAUACAGCAGCUCGCAGACCGCGUCAUCGACGAGAUAACGAUUGACCUGGACGACUUGCAGAUGUGGGAAAACCAGAUGGAGGAGAAUCACCGGCUUGUCGAUUCCAUCGAGAUGAACACCAAGCACUACGUUGAGAUCAUGUCCAGAGCGGUGGAUAAAGUCAUGCCGCAAGCGAGUACGGAUGUUAGCUUCAAGGACGAUGUUCUCGAUGUCUUGAUGGCGCGCCGCCAAGCCCGAAACCGCGAGAUGCAAGAGGCGGCAGAACGGGACCCGACGGUGGAAGAAGACAAAUUCCCCGCAGAGCUCAUCCGUCGCUAUACCCUCGUCUUCAAGCCUCGAUCGGGCACCGCAAACGAGCCGACCAAAGCGCUCGCUGUCCGGCAGGUCCGCGGAGACCACCUUGGCAACCUCAUCACCAUUCGCGCCAUCGCCACGCGUGUGUCCGACGUCAAGCCCAUCGUCCAAGUCAGCGCCUACUCGUGCGACCGAUGCGGUUGCGAGAUCUUCCAGCCCGUCACCGAAAGGCAGUACGGCCCCCUGACGAUGUGUCCGUCGGAGGAUUGCAAGAAGAACCAGUCCAAAGGACAGCUGAACCCUUCCACUCGAGCUUCCAAGUUUCUACCUUUCCAGGAGGUCAAGGUCCAAGAGUUGGCCGAGCAGGUCCCCAUAGGACAAAUUCCCCGCUCCCUCACCGUCCUCUGCCACGGGACCCUCGUUCGCAAGAUCAAUCCAGGAGACGUCGUCGACAUAUCCGGCAUCUUUUUGCCUACACCCUACACGGGAUUCAAGGCCAUCAAGGCAGGUCUCCUGACUGAUACCUACCUCGAGGCCCACCAUAUCCGUCAACACAAGAAGGCGUACAGCGAGAUGAUGGUGGACCCGCGCCUCGUUCGACGCAUCGAUCAGUACCGACAGACCGGGCAGGUCUACGAGCUCUUGGCCAAGUCGAUCGCGCCCGAAAUCUUCGGCCACCUCGACGUCAAGAAGGCCCUGCUGCUCCUGCUCAUCGGCGGUGUCACGAAGGAGAUGGGCGACGGCAUGAAGAUCCGUGGCGACAUCAACAUUUGCCUCAUGGGUGACCCUGGUGUUGCCAAGUCUCAGCUGCUCAAGUACAUCUCCAAGGUUGCCCCUCGCGGCGUCUACACCUCGGGCCGCGGAAGCAGCGGCGUCGGUCUGACGGCAGCCGUCAUGCGCGACCCCGUGACCGACGAGAUGGUUUUGGAGGGCGGUGCCCUCGUCCUCGCCGACAAUGGCAUCUGCUGCAUCGAUGAAUUCGACAAGAUGGACGACAACGACAGGACCGCCAUUCACGAAGUGAUGGAGCAGCAGACCAUUUCCAUCUCCAAAGCCGGCAUCUCCACAACGCUCAACGCGCGCACCUCGAUCCUUGCCGCCGCCAACCCCAUCUACGGACGAUACAACCCCCGCAUCUCCCCCGUGGAAAACAUCAACCUUCCGGCCGCCCUUCUCUCUCGUUUCGACGUCCUCUUCCUUCUGCUCGACACCCCCUCGCGCGAGAGCGACGAGCAGCUCGCCAAGCAUGUUGCCUAUGUCCACAUGCAUAACCGCCACCCCGACAUCGGCACCGACAACGUCGUCUUCACGCCGCACGAAGUACGUUCGUACGUCGCCCAGGCCCGGACGUACCGGCCCGUCGUGCCCACAUCCGUCUCCGACUACAUGAUCAAGACGUACGUGCGCCUGCGAGACCAACAGAAGCGAGCGGAGAAGACCGGCAGGCAGUUCACUCACACCACACCUCGUACCCUCCUCGGCGUCGUCCGUCUCGCCCAAGCACUCGCCCGUCUCCGUUUCAGCAACCAGGUCUCGCAAGACGACGUGGACGAGGCGUUGCGCCUGAUCGAGGCGAGCAAGGAGAGCCUCAACACUGACACGGGCGGAAGCCACCGCAACCUCAACGCCAGCAGCAAGAUUUACAACAUGGUCAAGGCACUGGCCGAUUCGGGUGCCUGCCGCGCAGACGGUGCCGAGGAUGAUGACCUUGGCGUGGAGCUGAACAUGCGAAAGGUCAAGGAGCGCGUCAUCGCCAAGGGGUUCACCGAGGACCAAUGGUUGCUCGCCCUCGACGAGUACACUACCCUCGACGUCUGGCAAACUGCAGGCAACGGCUCGAGACUUGUGUUUGUCACGGCCGGUAACGACGACGGAGGGAGCGACAUGGAUGUGUAA